This is a messenger RNA of Arvicola amphibius (Eurasian water vole), 5840 nucleotides long. RefSeq names its product iron responsive element binding protein 2 (gene Ireb2). The transcript is spliced from 22 exons. Lineage: Eukaryota; Metazoa; Chordata; Mammalia; Rodentia; Cricetidae. Gene Ontology annotation, biological process: citrate metabolic process; tricarboxylic acid cycle. The record is from RefSeq and is a predicted model, not a curated record. Gene Ontology annotation, molecular function: iron-responsive element binding; aconitate hydratase activity; 4 iron, 4 sulfur cluster binding. Bases 175 to 3066 code for a protein of 963 amino acids. Gene Ontology annotation, cellular component: mitochondrion; cytosol.
UCCCGCGAGCUCAGACCCUGGGCCAGCUCUGCGGCUCUCGCGGUGUUUGCGCGAGACUGCUUCCUUCCUCCUUCCCCUGCCAGUCCGCCUGCCUUCCUUCCUAGCUUCCCGGCCUGGCCUUCCCCUCCUUCCCCUGCCGGCCCCCUCCCCGCAGGGAUAAUAUGGUCUCCGGCGAUGGACUCCCCAAGUGCAGGAUAUACUUUUGAGUACCUUAUUGAAACAUUGAGUGAUAGUUCACCUAAGAAGUUCUUCAAUGUACCUAAACUUGGAGGCACCAAAUAUGAUAUUCUGCCUUAUUCAAUACGGGUCCUGUUGGAAGCUGCUGUACGAAAUUGUGAUGGCUUUUUAAUGAAAAAGGAAGAUGUUAUGAACAUUUUGGACUGGAAGACCAAACAAAGCAAUGUUGAAGUGCCCUUUUUCCCUGCCCGUGUUGUUCUUCAAGAUUUUACUGGAAUACCAGCGAUGGUGGAUUUUGCUGCUAUGAGGGAGGCAGUAAAAAGUCUUGGAGGAGAUCCUAAGAAAGUCCACCCUGCCUGUCCAACAGAUCUCACAGUUGACCAUUCUUUACAGAUCGACUUCAGUAAAUGUGCAAUACAGAAUGCACCAAAUCCUGGAGGUGGUGACCUACAGAAAGCAGGAAAGCUCUCUCCACUUAAAGUGCAGCCCAAGAAGCUUCCGUGCCGAGGCCAGACUACCUGCCGCGGAUCGUGUGAUUCUGGAGAACUAAGCCGAAACUCAGGAACAUUUUCUUCACAAAUUGAGAAUACGCCCAUCCUGUGUCCUUUUCAUUUGCAGCCAGUGCCUGAACCUGAGACAGUGUUAAAAAAUCAAGAAAUAGAAUUCGGCAGAAAUCGAGAGAGGCUUCAGUUUUUUAAGUGGAGCUCAGGAGCUUUUAAGAAUGUUGCUGUCAUCCCUCCUGGAACUGGAAUGGCCCAUCAAGUGAACUUAGAAUAUUUAUCAAGAGUAGUUUUUGAAGAAAAGGACCUGCUCUUCCCAGACAGCGUAGUUGGCACAGACUCUCAUAUAACCAUGGUGAAUGGAUUGGGAAUUCUUGGGUGGGGAGUUGGAGGCAUUGAAACAGAAGCAGUUAUGCUUGGCCUGCCAGUUACUCUUACUUUACCAGAGGUGGUUGGAUGUGAGCUAACUGGCUCGUCCAAUGCUUUUGUUACAUCCAUAGAUAUUGUCCUUGGCAUCACAAAGCACCUCAGACAAGUAGGAGUGGCUGGAAAGUUUGUUGAGUUUUUUGGAAGUGGAGUUUCACAAUUAUCUAUCGUUGAUCGAACUACUAUAGCGAACAUGUGUCCAGAAUAUGGUGCUAUCCUCAGCUUUUUCCCUGUUGACAAUGUGACACUACAACAUUUAGAACAUACAGGUUUUGACAAAACCAAACUUGAGUCAAUGGAAAAAUACCUUAAAGCUGUGAAAUUGUUUCGAAAUGAUGAGACUUCUUCAGAACCUGAAUAUUCUCAGGUGAUACAGAUUAAUCUGAAUUCAAUAGUUGCAUCUGUCAGUGGUCCAAAAAGGCCUCAGGAUAGAGUUGCAAUAACAGAUAUGAAAAGUGAUUUUCAGGCUUGCUUAAAUGAAAAGGUUGGAUUUAAAGGUUUUCAAGUUGCAGCAGAAAAACAAAGUGACACUGUCUCUAUUCAUUAUGAUGGAAGUGAGUAUAAGCUGUCCCAUGGAUCCGUGGUCAUUGCUGCAGUUAUCAGUUGUACCAAUAAUUGUAAUCCGUCUGUCAUGCUUGCUGCAGGUCUUUUGGCUAAGAAGGCUGUUGAAACUGGUUUGCGAGUUAAACCUUAUAUAAGAACAAGUUUAUCUCCAGGCAGUGGGAUGGUUACGCAUUACCUCAGUUCAAGUGGAGUGUUACCCUAUCUUAGCAAGUUAGGAUUUGAAAUAGUUGGCUAUGGAUGUUCAACAUGUGUGGGAAAUACAGCACCUUUAUCAGAAGCUGUUUUGAAUGCAGUAAAACAGGGUGAUUUGGUUACCUGUGGAGUUUUAUCUGGAAACAAAAAUUUUGAAGGUCGACUUUGUGAUUGUGUUCGUGCCAAUUAUCUUGCCUCUCCACCCUUAGUGGUGGCUUAUGCCAUAGCAGGCACAGUGAAUAUAGAUUUCCAGACAGAACCUUUAGGUACUGACUCUACGGGCAAGGAAAUUUACCUGCAUGACAUUUGGCCUAGUCGAGAAGAAGUUCAUCAGAUAGAAGAAGAACAUGUUGUUUUGUCCAUGUUUAGAGCUCUAAAAGAGAAGGUAGAGAUGGGAAAUAAACGAUGGAAUUCCUUAGAAGCACCAGAGUCGGUGCUGUUUCCAUGGGAUGUGAAGUCUACUUACAUCAGAUGCCCUUCAUUCUUUGAUAAACUUACCAAAGAGCCAUCUAUACUCCAGCCUAUUGAAAAUGCCCAUGUCUUACUGUACUUGGGAGACUCUGUCACUACAGAUCACAUAUCACCUGCUGGAAGCAUUGCUAGGAGUAGUGCUGCUGCUAAGUAUCUGACAAACAGAGGCCUUACUCCUCGAGAGUUCAACUCCUACGGAGCCCGAAGAGGUAAUGAUGCUGUGAUGACAAGAGGCACAUUUGCGAACAUUAAGCUUUUUAAUAAGUUUAUUGGGAAGCCAGCUCCCAAAACAAUUCAUUUUCCAUCAGGACAGACGCUUGAUGUAUUUGAAGCUGCAGAGCUAUACCAGAAAGAAGGUAUCCCACUGAUAAUCUUAGCAGGGAAAAAAUACGGUUCAGGAAAUUCAAGAGACUGGGCUGCCAAAGGACCCUAUUUGCUGGGUGUAAAGGCUGUUUUGGCUGAAAGUUAUGAAAAAAUACACAAAGAUCAUUUGAUUGGAAUGGGCAUCGCUCCACUUGAGUACCUUCCCGGAGAAAAUGCAGACACUUUGGGCCUCUCUGGUAGAGAAGUAUUUUCUUUAUCCUUUCCUGAAGAACUCUCUCCUGGAAUUACAUUAAAUAUGAAGACGAGUACUGGAAAAGAAUUCUGCGUGAUUGCAUCAUUUGAAAAUGAUGUGGAGAUAACUUUGUACAAACAUGGAGGCUUAUUAAACUUUGUGGCUCGAAAAUUCUCAUAGUAUAUACUCACCGUGGUAUCUUUCGUGACUGGUAACUGCAAAGCCUUUUGUGCUGGAGCCAGGAACCCUUGCCAUGGAGCGGCAGAUAAUUCCAGUAAACUCGUUUAUCUCAUCCAUGGAUGUAAAUGAUUAUGAAUCAGUGUAGUAACUGAAAUGAAAUCUUGAUCUUAAAUAAUAUACGAAUGGUGCUAUUAACAUUGCUAAAAAUCAACGUGUGAAGUGUGUUGUGGAAGAGACCUGUAAGUAUGGGGGUUAUAUUUUAUCAGAACAUUUUGUAAAUAAAGAUAGAAUUUGAACUUGUGUUAAAGAUUUAUAUGAGUAGCCUUUCUGAAGCUGUUUGUUUUGUUUUGCCCUAUAAAAUUGGAUUGCUGUUUGUUGGUUUCAGAAUAGCAAGUUGAAAUAUAAGAAUCCAGAUUAGACCCUAAUUUAUAAAUGAAUUUUUAAGUGUAUUUCUUUCCAGAAUUGAGUUGGACAUAGUUGGCAUUCCCAAUUUGUAAUGUAAAUCAGGUUUACCCUUAGUCUCAAUAUGUCUGAGGAUUAGAACCUGCCCCAGAUCACAGUUUCUCUGACCAGUCCAGCCAAAGUUUACUCCAUGCCUGAAGAUAAAAAACUGCAAAAUAUAGAUGAUUGUAUGAUACCAUGUGUUAGGUCAAAUAUACAUGCUAUGAUACAGCUCUGUAAUUUUUUAGUAAUUUGCCACUGUGACCCCUCUGGCAAGCCCCAAAUUCUGGUGUAUUAAUUUGGGCUAGAUUUUACUCAUUUUACAUGAUGCUGUAACUUCUGUAACCUCAAUUAGGUAUUACCAGCUGACAUUCCACACUCCUUUUAUGAAUGCUGAAAACAACUUUGAAUCAAUUCUAUAUUUCCUCUAAACUUAAAAGUUAUCUACCCAAAAUUAUUUGGCUAUGCACCCAAAGUAUUUUUAAUGUUAUUUUUUUUUUUUUUUUUUUUUUACAGUCGUUUAAGUUGACUUACUGCUAUUUGAAUAUUUGGGAUACAUCAGUCUGUUCAUUUCAUUGUGAUUUGUUUGUUUUUAAUCAAGACUGACCAUGAGGAUAAGACACUUGGCGAUCAUUGCUGUCUGCAUGUCGUGUGUUCCCCCAGUUGCAUUUAUAUCUGUUACAACACAUCACAUGCUUUGUCCAUGUUUUAAAUCAUUUUUAAAAGGGUUGGUAAUUACUUUUAGAAGGCCCUAUACCUCUUUUUAAUUAAGAAAUUAAACCUAUCAGCAAAAUGUUAAGUGCAAUGAUUUUUUAAAAUGUUUUCUUCAUCUGAUCUGGUUUUGAGCAUAGCACAAAACAAAAAGUACUUGUUUUAUGCUAAAAUUCAGGAACUACCAGACCAGUGAGUGACGAGCACUGGGAACUUUGCACAUAAUCAGUCAUACAGUCUGUUGAAGUCUUUUUCAGAUAUGUAUAUCUAGUUGGACUAGAAUUUGACAAAACAAAGUCUUGUUAUUAAGUGUUUUUUGCUACUUUGAAAUCGUAUUGUGUUCUGAUAGAAGCCAUGUGUCUGUCUGUGCAUCUGUGUUAAUCUGGUGGAAACCUGAGUUAGGAAUGGGGAAGUUACAAGUUGAAUAUUAAAAAACUGGUACAUGCUUUGAAGAAAUGGUAAUUCAGGAUGUUUAUAUGGGGGGUGUCUUAUUUUGAAGGCAUACUCUGUCAAUAGUCUGAGUUAAAGGUGUGGAUAUAAACAUCUGAGAGAUGAUAAACCCAGCUGUGAAUCAAACAUAUACAUUUCCAGUCCACCCUCCAGGAAUGGUGUAAAAAAUUGUAUUUCAAGAACAGAGUCAAGGUUCUCAAUCUCUUGCUUAUAGACAGUGAACUAAACUCUUGAUAAGCAUGGUUUUAAAUGGGAAGGAAAUUAAACGCAUGUCUCAAUGCGUAUAUUUUAUAAUUCUGCCUCCAGCCAAAUGAUACAAAAAUGUGAUGUGAUGGCCUGUGUUUAAUGUGUUACUUCCUUUAUUUUGACUAAUUUUAGUAUUUCUGUGUUAUUUUCUAAACAUUACCAAUUUUUGGGAAAGGAAGUGAACACAAAAAAACAAAUCAGUAUUGUGAACAUAGUGCAGUUACCAACAGCAGCAUUUUAAUCUCAAGAACAUUAUGUUCCAUGCUGUUGUGUGCCUUAGUUGUGCUGCUCAUACAAAUGAAGGAAAGACUUCCAGCAGGUACCUCUGUCUCUGUAUAAGCACUUGGAUGAGAGGUAUCUCUUCACCAGACUGUGGAUUUUACUGGUAUCGAACUAAAUGUUGUAAAGCUGAGAGCUCAGCCAGAGCCAGUUACUUGCGUAUGUGAUAACAAUAUAGUGUGCAUUCCUCUUCUCAGUGGUGAGUGACGAGAUGAAAAAAAUUGACACUUUUCAGGGGUUGGAAACCAGCUUCCUUUUUGCUUUUGAGUCUAGGGAAAAGACACUAAGAUACUGGAUAAUGAUACUAGAUUUGAUUUUGGGGAAAAAACAGGGAAAGGAAGUGGACUUUGACUUUUUUCAGUGGAAUUUUUUUCCCCUUCAAGGGGAACUGUGACUGUGCUGAUGUGAUCUUUUUGUUUUUGUUUUAUCAAUUUUAUGCAUAAUACAUGGCUAUAAAACCAUAUAUAUAUAUAUCUUAAGUAACUACAAAUCAUUGUUAUUUAAAGCCAACAAAAUAGCAUAACAGUUUUAAGUUCAAUAAUGUUAAGUAUUGUAUAGAAAUAUAUUGGAGGUAAAGUUCAGUUAAUGAAAUUGUGUAUAUGUUAUUGAUGCUGUAAAUUAUUUUUAAUAAAGAAAUUGUAUUACCA